This is a messenger RNA of Sesamum indicum (sesame), 2782 nucleotides long. The record is from RefSeq and is a predicted model, not a curated record. NCBI's taxonomy places the organism in Eukaryota, Viridiplantae, Streptophyta, Magnoliopsida, Lamiales, Pedaliaceae.
CAAUAAACUAGCCUAUGAACUACAAACGAGCAAACCACCCUUUCAGCUUAAUCUGUUGCCUACGUCGUCUCCUCCUCAAGAUUUCUGCACAACAACAAAACCAAAUCCGAACAAAGAACACGCAGAUCCGAAUUUUUGUUUUGAUUCGCAGCUACAUAAAUUGGGAUUUGUGGGUAUUUCAACGAUUAUUGAAGAAAAAACACCAUAAACCAACAAAAGGAGGAGUUCAGACAGAACACUCACCUAAGUCACCCCAGUUCAUCUUCCUGGGUGUUUGUAGAAAGUGUAAAUAUGCCUAGCUACACCAAUUUUCUAGUCAUGAAAGUAAUGUAGGAGUUUAACAACGUAAAUUUAACUUCAAAAUACGAGGCAUUUCGGACUAUUUGCAGGGGUACUAAAUGAGUGACAGAUCAUCCAGCUAAAGAUGAGGGAUGAAUUGUAUAAGUGCUACACUGAAAUCUGCCGGUCUCGGAUGCAAAACUUGGGCCCCCAUCAACUGAAGUAAAUGCCCAAUUGAUUGUAUUAUUUCACUGCCUACGUGUAUUGGUGCGCAUAGAAUACAGCCAAGCGGCAGUCCACCCGAAGGGCACUGAUCUAAUCCGGGCAUCAAAACUCAACACUUGUAACAUGUCUACUCUUGCAGUUCCAGCACGUGUACUCUCCAUCCCAUUCUGCACUCACCCUUUCGCUACCGCCGUCCGUCGCUUCCAUACUCACAUAAAUAUAAGACUUCAAACCCAUCGCUCUUCUGUUUUCUACCAAAUAUAAGCAAUCCAAUCCGCGAGAAUCAAUAGAUCUACUUGCAAACUUCCUUUCUUAGUUUGUUUAUACCAUACAUACGAAAUGAGUCAAGAACAGCCACAGAGGCCAGAAGCCAUCAAGUGAUGUAUUCGAUUCGACGUCUCGGGCAAACUGGCUUCCCAACCCGUAGCACCCCAAGACGCCGCCAUUCUGCAGUCCGCAGAGAACGUCGUACUCGGUCAGACGCCUAAGGGCGGUGCGGCGGCUUCAAUGCAGUCAGCCGCUGAUAUCAACGAGCGUCUAGGCGUGGUUGGCCACGGGGACAUGACUGACAUCGUCAUGGAUCAGGGCGCCACCGUAUCCGAAGCAGACAUCAGUGGCUAUCGCGUCAUAACUGAAACUAUUGGCGGACAAGUAGUGGGACGAUAUGGUCAGCCAACAGAAGAUACAAAGACUCCAGCGCCGACGAGCGGGGAGAUGGACCCUAUUACCAUCGGGGAAGCACUGGAAGCCACGGCGCUCUCCGCGGGAGACAAGCCAAUCGAUGCAAGUGACGCUGCCGCGAUACAGGCGGCGGAAGUUCGGGCCACGGGACUAGGCCAUGUGGUCCAUGGAGGCAUAGCAGCAGAAGCUCAGUCUGCUGCUGCGCGUAAUGUCCUAACUACACGGGACGAGGACAAGACCAAGCUUGCAGAUGUUUUGGUGGAUGCAACCGCCAAACUGACAGUUGACAAGCCGGUGACUAGAGAGGAUGCAGAAGGAGUAAUAUCGGCAGAGAUUAGGAACAAGCCCGAGUUGGCCACGCAUCCAGGCGGCGUGGCAGCUGCUGUUGCGGCAGCAGCACGGCUUAAUGAACAGCAGUGAAGGUGUGUGCACUUUUAGGUGGAGAUGGAAGAAUGAAGAUGCGUUUUUGUAUGUUCAUACGGAAGACUGGGGUGGUAGUUAUGUUGCUAGUUUCUCUAGUUUUUUUAAGUGCCUAGUUUGUCUAAGUCUUUUGGUUGGCGAUGGUGGGACUAGUCAUCUGCUUUCUGUUGGGCAUUUCUUGCAUACGCGUUGUACAAAAUCUGUGGAGGUAGGGUGCCUUGCUGAUUUGGCGUGUACAUGUACGUAUUUUGAACUGACUAAUGAACAAAUCCACGUUGAGUAGAAUCCCUGGGCUAAUAGCCUCGUCUCGAAUUGGACUUUCUAUAAUCUGGUCACGCACAAAUGCAAAGAUGCACGAAGCUUCUGUGUCUGAUCUCUGUAAUGUGGUAAGGCCCAAUGUAUGGGGAAACUCCAUCUUAUGAAAAUAUAAGCGCACUUGUGGCACUAGGCGGAACAUUAAUGAACGAUCCCAUUCAUUUCCAUCUUCGUGAACAAUCCAAUUCAUUUCCAACUAUUCAGAAGGGAACAUUGCACGAGUCGGGGAAACAGCUCUAACAUUGGCUAUUCUUAUGAAUGAGUUGAGUAUGACAAAUCACUAAACAAAGUUCGUGGUCGACAUGAGAAUACGCCUUCUCUAUGCUCCUCAAGCAAAUUGCCUACAGGGAAUUGAGGAUGCAUAUACCGAACAAAUCACAGUAAUCACUCUUCUGGCGUGCAUCUUCUGGAAGAUCUAAAAUUAUAGCAAGACAGGAGAACAAGAGGACAGGGAUGUGAUUCAUUCUAUUUGGUAAACGGACAACGUCUAGCUCUGAGUUAAUAACAUUAUAAAUACUGCAAAUGAGGUGGAACAACAGGUAGGAAAGACACCAAGAACCACCAACAUCCGCCUGUGUAGAGGAUUUAUACUAGUAGCUAAGUCAAAAUGAGUCGUGGAGAUGCACAUAUCUCUGGUAGGAUAAUCUGGGUAAGAGACUAGGUCGCGCGACAGACUUGGUAAUUGUCAGAGCACUCCAUCACUAUUAGAAAACCGUAUUAGCAAGCAAAAUUCAAUUUAAACGAAACAAAAUGCUUAUCUCAUAGGGAAUGGCUGUCUGCGCAAACUGUAGACGGGUGCGUGUAGGAUGAAAAGAAAAACAUACUAUCAAUUCAGAUCAAAACUUUUCCAGAACAAACAGGA